UUGAACCAACUGUGAGCUUAACAAAGGGACCAAAUCCGUUAAUAGAUGGUGCCAAUCAGACAGUUGCAGCCAUUUGUACUGCAGCUACUGGAAAACCAGCUGCAGAGGUUGUCUGGGAAGGUGGUCUUGGUGAAAUGGAAUCCACUUCAACUUCAUAUCCAAAUGAAACAGUCACAGUGGAGAGCCAGUAUAAGCUUAUUCCUACCCGCUUUGCUAGAGGAAGACGUAUAGCUUGUAUCGUGAGACACCCAGCCUUAGAAAAGGAGAUAAGAAUGCUUUAUGUGCUUGAUAUUCAAUAUUCUCCUGAGGUUACAGUAACUGGAUAUGAUGGAAACUGGUAUAUUGGAAGAGAGAAUAUUUUGCUCAGGUGUAAUGCUGAUGCAAAUCCACUACCAAUGGAGUUUACAUGGAGUCG
Protobothrops mucrosquamatus (brown spotted pit viper) is the source of this 415-nucleotide messenger RNA. RefSeq names its product nectin-3-like. The record is from RefSeq and is a predicted model, not a curated record. The annotation marks the transcript as partial. The transcript has 2 exons. Gene Ontology annotation, biological process: heterophilic cell-cell adhesion; symbiont entry into host cell; homophilic cell-cell adhesion. Gene Ontology annotation, cellular component: adherens junction; apical junction complex. NCBI's taxonomy places the organism in Eukaryota, Metazoa, Chordata, Lepidosauria, Squamata, Viperidae.